Messenger RNA from Rosa chinensis, 699 nucleotides. RefSeq lists its product as uncharacterized. Gene Ontology annotation, biological process: DNA integration. The transcript is spliced from 2 exons. The record is from RefSeq and is a predicted model, not a curated record. Gene Ontology annotation, molecular function: nucleic acid binding. The coding region runs from base 1 to 699 and encodes 232 amino acids. NCBI's taxonomy places the organism in Eukaryota, Viridiplantae, Streptophyta, Magnoliopsida, Rosales, Rosaceae.
AUGAAGAAGUAUAACAUUACUCAUAAAGUCUCUACUCCCUACCAUCCCCAAACAAAUGGGCAAGUCAAAGUUUCGAAUAGGGAGAUUAAACAUAUUCUUGAGAAAACGGUGAGUCAAAAACGUAAAGAUUGGUCUUUAAAGGUGAGUGAUACCUGUUGGGCAUAUAGGACAGCCCUUAAAACUCCAUUAGGCAUGUCUCCUUAUAGACUUGUCUUUAGAAAGGCUUGUCAUCUUCUGGUGGAGUUGGAGCACCAAGCCUAUUGGGCAUUAAAGAAGUUGAAUUUUGACAUUCAUGAAACAGGGACUUUAAGGAAGCUUCAGUUGAAUGAGUUGGAUGAAUUGAGGAAUGAAGCUUAUGAAAAUGCAAGAAUUUAUAAGGAGAAGACAAAGAUAGCUCAUGACAAAGCUCUGAUGCCAAAGCACUUUGAGCCAAACCAAAAGCUGCGUUCAAGGUGGUCUGGACCUUUUCUUGUUGUUAAGGCAUACCCUCAUGGUGCUGUGGAGAUAAAAAAUUUGAAAGAAGGGACUAUUUUUAAGGUGAAUGGGCAUCGAUUAAAACCUUACUUGGAAUUACCUGAGGCCAUGAAUGAGGAUGAGAAAUCUACAGAGCUAUCUACAAGGGCAGAAGAAGUUUCUGCUGUGACACUUCAAGCAAAACACUUUGAGGUUAUGUACCUCAUGGACCCUAUGUACAAGUGA